This is a messenger RNA of Peniophora sp. CBMAI 1063, 336 nucleotides long. Lineage: Eukaryota; Fungi; Basidiomycota; Agaricomycetes; Russulales; Peniophoraceae. The record is from the annotation of a GenBank genome assembly.
AUGCCUUCACCGAGUGCAUCAUCCUCGCCACCGGCCGUGGCGCCGUCCCAGACCACCCAAAUCAACUACUACCCCACGCCGCUGCCGCGUCAUCUGGCGUUGAGCAGUCGCUGUCUGUCGCACCUGUCGAUCAGGACAAGCUCAAUACAUUUGGCAACAUGUGCGUCAUUGCUUGAGCGUGCAGAGUACCAUCCGCACGCUGCUCUCGCUCUUUAUCGCAUCGCCUUCGUCACUGCGAUGCGGCACUCAUCUCUGCGUCACCUUACAACUUCCCCAUUUCGCUUCCACGUUAUCGAGGCUACACUCUCCUUCACACACCGUAUUCGCAGUGUCUAG